Molecule: messenger RNA, 4121 nt
Organism: Cydia splendana
Lineage: Eukaryota; Metazoa; Arthropoda; Insecta; Lepidoptera; Tortricidae
Gene: Mer
Product: merlin
Exons: 13
Coding region: 268-2097 (609 amino acids)
Biological process (GO): negative regulation of cell population proliferation; positive regulation of protein localization to early endosome; positive regulation of early endosome to late endosome transport
Cellular component (GO): filopodium; cytoskeleton; apical part of cell
Molecular function (GO): actin binding; integrin binding
Source: RefSeq, a predicted model, not a curated record
AUGGUAAUUGAAGUGACCCGGAACGGAACGUAAAGUACCCAAUUUUUCUUUCGUACAUCGUAUGUACUCCCUGUUUCAUUGCGUUUUUCUUGUUUGUAAAUAAUAACCGCUGGAAAUAGUACGUAAUGUGAAAUUACACGCAUUCCUCAGUCGAGUGCUCGUUACGUAAAAGGUAACCAUUGCCGUGCAAUUAGUUAAUUCGCCGUAAAACUCCUAACCUAUCGGUUGAUGUUUUGUUAAGGAGUAGAUGAACUAUGUGAUGUAAAAAUGCCGCCUUUUAGAAGAAAGAAGGCGUCUAAAUCCUUUCCAGUGAAGGUGUGUACAUUGGAUGCCGAAUUGGAAUUCAACCUUGAGUGGCGAGCAACAGGAAGGGAUUUGUUUGACCUAGUCUGCAGGACCAUAGGCCUGCGGGAAACAUGGUUCUUUGGGCUACAGUUCGAGGACACCAAACAUUUCAUAAGCUGGCUCAAAUUAGACAAAAGAGUACAAGACCAAUGUGUCUCCCAAAUGCCGGGCACACCGUUCAUGCUACUCUGCAAGCUUUACCCCGAGGAUGUGGCCGAGGAACUCAUCCAGGAGGUCACACAGCAUCUACUGUUCCUGCAAGUCAAGCAGGCGAUCCUGAGCAUGGAUAUAUACUGCCCACCGGAGGCGUCUGUCCUACUUGCUAGCUAUGCAGUGCAGGCCAAGUAUGGAGACUACGACGAGACAGCCUCUAAGCCCGGUAUGCUGGCCAGCGAAGACCUACUGCCACAGCGGGUCAUUGACCAGUACCAGAUGACCCCUGAAAUGUGGGAGGACCGGAUUAAAAUAUGGUACGCGGACCACAAGGGCAUGUCGCGGGACGAAGCCGAAAUGGAGUACCUGAAAAUAGCACAAGACUUGGACAUGUACGGCGUCAACUAUUUCUCCAUCAAUAACAAGAAAGACACAGACCUCUACCUCGGCGUGACAGCGUUAGGCCUCAACAUAUACGAGAAGGACAACAAGCUGAUGCCAAAAACGACGUUUCCGUGGUCCGAGAUAAAGCAUAUAUCGUUCGACGACAAGAAGUUUAUCAUCAAGUUUGUCGACAAGGCGGCCAAUAAUUUUAUAUUCUUCUCGCCUAAGGGAAUGAAUAAAUUGAUCCUUGAUCUAUGUAUCGGCAACCACGAUCUAUACAUGCGUCGCCGAAAACCGGACACCAUGGAGGUCCAGCAGAUGAAAGCCCAAGCCAAAGAGGAGAAACAGCGCCGACAAAUCGAGCGUAACAAGCUAGCGCGCGAAAAGCAACUACGGGAGGCUGCGGAAAGAGAGCGAGCCGCGAUGGAGCAGAGGCUGCUGCAGUAUCAGGAAGAGAUCCGGUUAGCCAACGAAGCUCUGCGCCGUUCAGAAGAAACUGCAGAGCUAUUAGCGGAAAAGGGACGGGUAGCAGAAGAAGAAGCGUCUCUACUAGCACAGAAGGCAGCAGACGCUGAACGGGAUAACGCCCGCCUCAGGCUAUCUGCUAUACGCACCGAGGAAGAAAAGGUCCACCUAGAACGCAAGACCCGCGAAGCCGAAUUCCUCACAGCGCGUCUAGUCGAAGAGUCAGAAAAACGCGCCGCCGAAGCAGACAGGUUGAAAGCAGAGCUGGUCGCAGCCAGAGUCGCUGAGAAACAGGCUAAGGAUAAGCUGUUAAACUUCCUUAGCAGGGCUGGUGCUGGGUCGCUACCUCCGCCUACUGUUAAUUCAUCAAGCACUGUCCCAUCAAGCCUGUUCCCGUCAACCUGCUCCCUCCCCGCCGAGCUGGGGGAGCCUCCGGUCAACGGGUCCGCGGAGCCCGAGCUCAACUCCUGCCUGCUCGUGCCCGACGACUCCGACGACCCGCACAUACACCGCCUGUCCAGAGAGAUCGAGAAGGAGCGAGUGGAGUAUCUAGCAAAGUCGAAGCACCUGCAACAGCAGCUUGAGUCGCUACGUUGCGAGUUCUCAGUACUACGGGUAGAGCGCGACGCGGCGACGCUUGACAGGAUACACGAAGCGCAAGCAAAGGCGGGCGACACGAAAUACUCCACGCUCCGAAGGUUAAGGCAGGGCUCCACCAACACUCGACUAGCGUUCUAUGAGGAGCUCUAAAUAGCUACACUCUUGGACGAAGGAGUUCAGAGAGGGAGCGAGCAUGAACUGUAGGUGGCACCACAGGUGCCCCCUGUUUAUUGGCGCGAAGUGUAAAUGUCAAGUUUAACGCAUUCAGCGCCAAGAACCCGACUGUCGGGUACACUGUUCGUAGCGACUACACGCUCCAUACGGCAAAGACGUGGCUACGCGCUACGAGCGUAACCCGUAGCACUUAGUGGCAAUUGUCUUAAGCUUCCAAAGUUGCCCACAAGAUGUUAGAACCUACAAUGCACAAGAAAACGUACGUGAAAUGUAGAGGGCAGCACUUGCUUUGAAGUCUAUGUACAGUUUAUGCUUCCGAUUGAGGCCACGAGAUGGCAGACCCUCCAACACGCACGGUCCCUAUACGGAAUCAGUUUGAUCCGGCUUUUCGGACCAGCCAGUAACUGUCACUGAUCAGAAAUGGCGUUUUUACUUUCGGAUUACGUCGAGAAGUGGUGUUGUCAGCGGUGUUGUCUAUUUGUCGGUCGCUGUUUACCAAUGUUGACGCCACUUUUCGCCGAUAGAUGGCGUUGGCAAAUUUUCGCUUCUUGUCUGUUACGCCGAGCGAUGACAUUGUAAAAAUCUUUGUUAGUGUUGGCACGUUACGUCCAAAGAUGGCGUUAGUGUCAGAAAACGUGGUAGAGUUGUGUAAGCCAAAUUACCAUUAUCCUACAAACGUUAUAUAGGGAAUUUAUUAGAAAGAGGAGAUAAGAUAAUUAACGUAGUCGGGUCAUACACAGAUUUUAAAACUAAAUUUGACAAUUUGUCACUCCUGUGGACAACAAUUAACCUCUUGCUCUAGUCUAAGUAAAUAGAAAAGGAGUACCCUUUACGUGGAUAAGGGAUAUGUGGAUAAUAGUGAUCGGUAACAACGUUUUAAUAGGGAAUAUUACGCAAAAACUUUGCGUAGAGGGCGUCACUAGCACAAUCACAGGGCCUACCGCGAAACACGAAAAUCGAAAGUUCGGUUUUUGCCUCUCUACCACUCUUGCCUAUUCGAUCGAUAGAGAGGCACAUAACGAAAUCAAUUUUCACAUUUCGCGGAAGGCCACCUGUAAACAAACCGCCUGACAUUGAUGCAUCAAUCAAUGUCAUAGUGAAAACUUGUCAAAAAACUGUUCAAGGCCUAGUGUGUAUAAGUUACUCUAUGGUUUACUAUGGCACUAGUGCUGCACUCUGGCGGCAGAACUUGCAGUAAUAAUCCCUAUUUCAUGGCAGGAGUUAAAGUAAAGGAAAGUAACAAUUUUGAAGGAGAAGGUCAAUUAAGAUUCAUAUAAAGGUUAUUAACCUUAAUCAAUAUUUUCAGCUGAAUUUUACAUUACAGAUGCCAACUCAACAACGCUGCCAUGAAAUUAAAACGUGUCCACAGGAGAGAUGCUAAUUUCUUUGUAUGAUCCAAUUACACUAUUUUUGAUUAGUGAUUUAGAUGCCUUUUAUAAAAUUAACAAUAUGCCUUAGAUAAUGAAACGUUGUGUGCGUAGCUGUACAAUAUUGGCCAAAAUCAUGCACACAUACGUAUAUAUGACAAUAAAUUUAUGUAUAAUAAUUUUUUAUUGUUGAUCUCCUAUAUAAUCGACAAUGUUGCCAAAUUUUUUGACAUAAUUGACUCAGAAUAUUUUUUGUGCACAAAGUAUUUUUUUAAUUGUCCGCGAUUGUAUAAUAAAUUAAUAACGUUCAUACGCUUUUUAUAAUCAAUUUAACAUAAUAAUUGUAAGUAUCAAUCAAGAUCUGGAUAGUUAGUUUUCCAUUUUUAUAUACUAGACGACGUAGACAAUAUAGACAUUUAAGUUUUUAAUUUGCAAGAGUGGCGUGGGUAUUUAAAUAACUCGAUACCUAGUUAAAAGCCUGACCAGGAAUAUAUGAUCACGCGCCAUGCUGCGGAAUUUCACUGGAACUAUUUUUUUUUUUCAUACUAUACUGAACUGUCACGCUUUACAUUAUUUAGACUCAUUAGAGUAACAGCGCCCUCCUGACAAGUGUGUUAUAAAAAUGGGUAAAAA